Messenger RNA from Pseudomyrmex gracilis, 796 nucleotides. It is a transcript of the gene mtSSB, whose product is annotated as single-stranded DNA-binding protein, mitochondrial. Gene Ontology annotation, cellular component: mitochondrial nucleoid. Bases 340 to 762 code for a protein of 140 amino acids. The record is from RefSeq and is a predicted model, not a curated record. The transcript is spliced from 4 exons. Gene Ontology annotation, molecular function: single-stranded DNA binding. Gene Ontology annotation, biological process: mitochondrial DNA replication; positive regulation of helicase activity. Lineage: Eukaryota; Metazoa; Arthropoda; Insecta; Hymenoptera; Formicidae.
GACUUGGGUUUGCAUGAUAUGUGAGAUUUCUCUGCUCUUUGGACGUAAUCGCAAGGUCGUAAGCAAAGUGACCAAUCGCUGGCCAGCAUUCCAACUAAUGUAAGAUAAUACUGGUCUGUAAUUGGUUGAAUUGCUUACGAUCUUACGGUUACGGCUACAAUUUUUUUACGUGCAAAUGGCCCUUAAGUUUAAGUUAGGUUAGGUUUAGGUUAAGGUUAAGUUAGGUUCAGGUUAGUUUAGAGUUACAGCGAAUUGGUAGCGUGUAACGUGUUUAUUAUUUUUGCUUAGUGUUUUUAUGUAUUUACCGCAAAAACAAUUUUCUACCGUGAGAUUGUCACAAUGUUUCGUAAGGUUAUUUUAGAAGCGCGCAAUCAAAUCCCCCGGCUAAAUACUGUACGACUCUUCUCGCAAGAAACGAAUGAGGCUACAAGGAUAGAGAAAACUGUUAAUAAUGUUACUUUACUGGGAAGAGUUGGAGCAGAUCCUCAAAAGCGUGGAAGCACUCAGCAUCCAGUUGUAAUAUUUUCCCUAGCAACACACACGAAUUAUAAAUACGAAACAGGUGAUUUCAUGCAAAGGACAGACUGGCAUAAGGUAUGUGUGUUUAAGCCAAAUUUAAGGGACGCUGUAUAUACGUAUUUAAAGAAGGGUCAACGUGUAUUAGUGAAUGGCAGAAUAAGUUACAGCGAAUUCAAAGAUGAAGAAGGGAUCUCUCAUCCUAGCACUGCUAUUAUAGCAGAUGAUGUAAUAUUUUUCCAGUAACAAAUAUACAUACUCUUUAUAAAGAAUGUUUAUU